CUCCGUCCAUUAGAUCCUUCUCUGAAGCUUUUGAGAGGCGAGUUGUUCUUUCUCCUCUUCUCUUCCGUUGAUUCAGUUGACUUCAAUUCAGAUCUCUCUCGAUCUCAAGUGCUAUAUCCGCUGAUCUCCCCAUGCUGAUCGGUUGAAUUCGAAUAGAUUCGUUGUUUUGGUCUUUAUUUCUUUAGAAUUCUUAGGAGAUUCGCUGUUUUUGAGCCGUUUCUGGUUCGACUUUGACCUUUAAUUGUGCAUCGAGUAAUCCAUAGUGAGGUAAGAGAAAAACAGAGAUGGGGCUGACAUUUACAAAGCUUUUCAGCAGGCUUUUUGCCAAGAAAGAGAUGCGAAUCUUGAUGGUAGGUCUUGAUGCUGCUGGUAAAACCACUAUCUUAUAUAAGCUCAAGCUUGGAGAAAUAGUCACGACCAUUCCUACUAUCGGAUUUAAUGUUGAGACAGUGGAAUAUAAGAACAUUAGCUUCACUGUUUGGGAUGUUGGUGGUCAGGACAAGAUUCGUCCCUUGUGGCGGCACUACUUCCAGAACACCCAGGGUCUUAUUUUUGUUGUGGAUAGCAAUGAUAGGGAUCGAGUUGUUGAGGCAAGGGAUGAGUUGCAUAGGAUGUUGAAUGAGGAUGAACUGAGGGAUGCUGUUUUACUGGUAUUUGCUAACAAACAAGAUCUUCCUAAUGCAAUGAAUGCUGCAGAAAUAACUGACAAGCUCGGUCUCCAUUCUCUUCGCCAACGCCACUGGUACAUCCAGAGCACAUGUGCAACCUCGGGAGAGGGUCUCUAUGAGGGUUUGGAGUGGCUUUCCAACAACAUUGCUACCAAGGCAUGAGGCAGCCAAGGAGUCUCAUUCAGGAUAGGAUUUUCUCUGAUGCAUGUGUAGACAAUUAUAGGCUUAUAAUGAGAUCCUAGAAACCGAGAGGACAUUUCCUCCGAAUUUUGGGGUUAGUUAUACUUUUUGUGAGUGUUUGGGCUUUAUAAGCUAUCGUUUGGGUCUGUAUUACUGUUUCUACUUUAGCUCAUACUUGUAUGGUGGUGUCAUCUUUUUCUGAAUGGAUUGUGCUGUGCUACUUAUUCUGUUCCCAAGGAAUUCUCCAUGUACUAUAAAUACUUUGGUCAUGAUUCUUAUGAAUGCUCUCUUGACUGAAAUUGACGCAGUACAGAUGAAAA
This is a messenger RNA of Vitis riparia (riverbank grape), 1168 nucleotides long. RefSeq names its product ADP-ribosylation factor. The transcript is spliced from 7 exons. NCBI's taxonomy places the organism in Eukaryota, Viridiplantae, Streptophyta, Magnoliopsida, Vitales, Vitaceae. Gene Ontology annotation, cellular component: cytoplasm. The record is from RefSeq and is a predicted model, not a curated record. Gene Ontology annotation, biological process: intracellular protein transport; vesicle-mediated transport. Gene Ontology annotation, molecular function: GTP binding; GTPase activity. Bases 285 to 830 code for a protein of 181 amino acids.